Messenger RNA from Pelobates cultripes (western spadefoot toad), 35404 nucleotides. NCBI's taxonomy places the organism in Eukaryota, Metazoa, Chordata, Amphibia, Anura, Pelobatidae. The record is from the annotation of a GenBank genome assembly.
GUGACAGUUGGGCUGGUUUGUUGUGUUGGGUUUUCAGAUCUCCAGGGAAUCCAUGAGACAGAGAGAGACAGAGAGAGACAGACAGACAACAGAGACAGACACAGCAUGCCCUUCAUGCAACCUUAUAGGAAUCAGGAGAGUCUGAUCACAGCCUCAGUGUGUGAGAUUCUGGCUGCACCAAGGGGCAUGUAACCUGCUAGCCAACCAGCUAUCCAGCUAGCCACCCACCCACCUAACCAGCCAUCCAGCUAGCCACCCACCUAGCCAGCCAUCCAGCUAGCCGGCCUAAUACCAGCCUCAGUGUGUGAGAUCCUGGCUGCAGCUGGGGGCAUGUGACAUGCCCUGCUAGCCACUUAACCAUCCUGCUAGCCACUCAGCCAGCUUACCGUCAGCCCCAGUGUGUGGGAUCCUAGCUGUACCAAGGGACAUGUAACCUGCUAGCCACCCAUCCUCCUAGCUAGCCUUCCUUGUAUCAGCCUUAGUGUGUGGGAUCCUGGCUGUACCAAGGGACAUGUAACGUGCCCAGCUAGCCAACCAGCUAGCCAUCCUGGAUAUCCAGCCAUGAAAGACGGGGGGGAAUCCAAAGACCAGCAGCUCACGGUAAGUGCACAGGAUCUCCUUGUUAUAUUAUAAUAUUACAGUAUAAAAUAUUCUGUGCAUAUUAUAGUAACAUUGUUGCACAUGUAUAUUAAUAUUAUUAUUACUUUAUUGUUAUAUUGUCAUCAUGUUAGUAAACUUUUUCUGAUUAUCAUGUUUGAUUCCAGUAAUAUUAUUAUUAUUAUUAACAACAUUAUAUUAUUCUUACUUUUUAAUAUAAUAAAUUUACAUUUAUUAAUAUUUAUUAUUAUUUCAUCUUAAUCUUAUUCCUGAAAUUAUUAUUUUUAUGCAUUUUACAAUAAUUAAACCUGAUUAAAAUGAUUAUAUUUAUUCCUUCCCCGCUACUAGGGUUAAAUUAAUUCAAUGUGCACAUAUUGGCUCAGUGUUUGUAAACUUUGGGGACAUUAGCCAUCCUUAUUAUAUCUUUACUGUAUUCCACAUUUUACAGGUUUACAAAUCUGUCUGUAUAAAGACUUAUUAUGGUGCCCUGACCCCUUCUAUAAUCCCCCAAUAUUAAUAAAUCUCUGUGAGCAGUUUGCUGGCCCCUGGCAGGGCGCAGGUUAAUAUUCAGUGAUUUUAGUUUGUGUUGGGGACAUUGUUUGACAAGUGUUCUGUUCACACUGCACUGCACAGUAAUUGUAUGUUUGUGCUUUGUAAUCCAUCGCUGGGGGUCCCUACUGAAGGAUUAAGACAGACUAAUUGUGGCCUGCAAUUAAUUGUUAUUAAGAUAGCUUUCGGAUUAACCCUCUCCUCCCCCACAGAGAGAAUCACUGAAGUACCACACUGUUUGGUGAAUUGUAGGUUUUCAUUUUUUCACAGAUUGCACUUUGGAAGCAGUCGUAUUUGCUGGUACACUUUGUAUUCUGGGCUGGAUUGAUAUUUCGAGCCCUGUAGGCACACAAUUUGUAGAUGCCCCUCUACCCCUUCCUUAAACCCUUAAGGACCAAACUUCUGGAAUAAAAGGGAAUCAUGACAUGUCACGUGUCCUUAAGGGUUAAAACUCCUGUACCUUAUUGUGUGUUCCAUGAUUCGGCGCUUACCCACCCGCCACAAAUAAACAAUGCAUCUAAUAUGUAAUAGAAUGAAUUAUUGUAAUAAAAUAAAUCUGCAUUCAUGGGAGGGGUACCUAUAGGCAGCGACCUACCUUGCCUGGCGGUAAAUCUGUCCCUGUUUGUACACCUUGCACCUUUAUGCAUAUAAUUAAUCCUUACGGUAUUUCUUAGACCUGUGCACUAGUUCCGUUCAGCUGCGUUGAACGAAUUAAAUGCCUCUCAACCUAUGGACGAACACAACGAUUCCUCCAUCCAUACACUGACAGGCGUAUGAUUCGUUCAACGCCGCUGAUAGGAAUUGUGCAAAGUCUAGUAUUUAUACACCAAUGAUGUGUAUGGUAUGUGACAUUCAGGUGCCCUGUUUAUUAAAUCCCUUGGUAGUUAUCUUACUAAAAUCAUUAAUAAAUAAAGGGAAUUAACACAGUAAAGGAGGAGAGUAUAUUUAAUAGAAGAAAAACUACCACAGCAAGAAGACAUAGUCUUAAAUUAGAGGGACAAAGGCUUAAAAAGAAUAUCAGGAAGUAUUACUUUACUGAGAGGGUAGUGGAUGCCUGGAAUAGCCUUCCAGCUGAAGUGGUAGAGGUUAACACAGUAAAGGAGUUUAAGUAUGCGUGGGAUAUGCAUAAGGCUAUCCUAACUAUAAGAUAAGGCCAGGGACUAAUGAAAGUAUUUAGAAAAUUGGGCAGACUAGAUGGGCCGAAUGGUUCUUAUCUGCCAUCACAUUCUAUGUUUCUAUGUUUAAUACGCUCAGAUAAUUAUCAUCAGAUAAUUAUUAAAGAGGGCCGGUCAAUUCAGACUUAACAGGAUGUUCUAACUGUUAACCAAAAACAAAUAGUUAGUUAUACGUUUAUAUAAGGCGGUGGGACUUUUCUUUAAAUGCAAACUAUUGCUGGCACAGCCUGGCAUCUAAUGCAAAUUUAAAAUGUGCCUUGUUUACUGCAAACAGCUCAUUACUGUACAAUGUGUGCAGCAGUCACAGGAAGAUUUUAUUUCAGAUUAACCCCUUAAGGACACAUGACAUGUGUGACAUGUCAUGAUUCCCUUUUAUUCCAGAACCUUGGUUAAUCUAUUAUUUACUUAUUAUAUGUGUUAUUAUUCAUUUUAUUAAGUCUGUUAUAAUAAACUAAAUUCUCCUUGGGGGAGGGGGGGGGGUGAUAUUUGGUGGAGUUUGACCCAACCUUUGUGCUCACACUUCCCCCGAGGUUCCAUAUGGUGAAAUAACUACUCCGUGGACUGUUAAUCCUGACUGUCUGUGUUUUAUUAUGUGAGGUUACAGUUUAAUCAGCAUUGGGAAGUGUAACGAGCAGUGCCCCGGUGUACACUAAUACAGGGCCAAACACAGUAUAUCUCCCAGUCCGCCAUUUAGAUCCCUACCCGCCUGUGCUUCUAUUUAAAUUUGCUCAUUAUCUGUUCUUGAGAAUAAUCAUGAAAAUAAUGUACAAUUUGUUAUCAUUGCAGUAAAUACAAAUUGUACAUUUGUACCUAAUAUUUUUUACUUUUUAAAAAACAUUUUAUUAUAAUUUUCCAAAAACUUAAGAUUAAAAAGUUAAUUACAGUCCGUUGACUAUAAACAAAUAUUGGCACGCCUAGUUAUUCAAUAAAUAUUUGCUUCUUGUUAAAGAAAGAGGUGUCCAGCCUUUGCGAGUGUAUGUGUAACUGUGUCUUCCUGUUUCCCACACAGGUCGCUCUCCGUGUCCGGCCUAUCAAUGAGACCGAACUGGUGGAAGGGGCAACUAUCAUUGCCCACAAAGUGAAUGAGCAGGUACUGUCUGCAAUGUAACCAUUCCGAUGUUAAAGGCACUCUCCGGGAUAGUAUGACACCCCCUUUUUUGUGUGUAUGUUUUACUGUUUCAUGUUAACUUUACUGAAAAAUUAUUCUUUAUCUUACUACAAAAUGUCAAUUGCUUUUUUGAUUAGCAGCUCCUUGGCUGCUAGUGUGUCAUUUCUGGUUGAUAUCCAAUCAUUACUUUAGAGCUGAGCAGGGCAGUGCAGUGAGCCAGUAAGUCACUGUUCCAUGAAAGCUGAAAUUCUUUGGGGGUCUGGAGUGUUGUGUCUUUAAUAUCGUUAUGGUAUUUUAUCAGUAUUUACCGUAGGGUUUGGCAUGUUGCAUAGCUGUGUUUAAUUCCUCCAUAUUUCCAUGUAGCUCUGUAUGUUAUUAUAUGUUUUAGUUUGGAAUGUGAUAUCGCUCAGUGUGUUGUGAUUCAGUCCCGUCUUGUUAUAUAAUUCUGCGUUAUAUUAUGACUUGGUUUCAGUUCCAUAAACUUCUGUGAGACAUUAUGUAACUCUCUGUGUUCUCAAACAGUCCUGUAUGACAGCGAAUUAUAUUGUUCUCUAUUUUGUCUUAUGACACGUGAUACCUUAUUACCCUUUGUAUUCUAUCCGUCCUGUGUAUUGGUUUAGUUAUAAUGUUACCCUGUGACUGCAAUGCUCCAUAUUUCUGUGUAUGGCUGUAUAAUAAAUAUAUUAUUCUGCAUAAAUGAUUAUAUUAUGACUGUGUGUUUGUAUAAUGCUGCUCUCCUCAUAUUACAUCACCGUUAAUCAGAUGCAGACUCCUUUUAUAAAGCAUUGUGUGAGAUUUUAUCCGUCUGCUCGUUAUCUAUAUAACAUUAGCACCCUGCGUGAUACAACGCUCUAGUUAGUUUUCCUUCUGCGGGUUACAAAGUUCACGUUAAUUCUGUCGGCUGCUCAUUAGCGCUAAGUGGAUAAUUCCUGUGUUUGAUAGGUGCGUUCUGUAUGUAUAAUGUAAACAGCAGACGUGUGUCUAAGUAUCUGCGCUAUUAAUAGUGUCGGACCUUGGACUUAUCCUGUCAUUGGCGGCCAUGUUUCUAUGAACACGUUAAUUAUCUCGAUGCUGAAAAUGUCAGAGGUAGUUAAUAUACGUCUUCCAUGGGUCGUAUCGCUGGAUUAAGUCACCACAACACAGACGAACAUGUAAUAUAUUGUAAGGCACUGUACGCCAAACACCGAAAGGUCAUAGGUCAAGCGAAUUCAGUACCAUAGCACUGAGAGAGGUAAAAGCUCUGUGGAGCGUCUAUUCUGCUGAUCCAUGAUGGAAAUACAUCUGAUCAGUGAUAAAAAUACCACUCUCCCACCAUUGUGUACCAUGUGAUAUGUAUAACAUUUAAGGCAGCUUAGUGCUAAAUGAUAAGCUUUGUCUUAUACCCCCAUGUAGGUUAAAUAGGUAAUUGCACAGGUUGGAAAAAUGAUUCAUCUUCAUCAAAUUAAAUCUGUCACAAACCCCCAUUGUGGAUAUUUAUCCAAAAAUAAGACCCAGGCGACCAGGUUAAAGUGACUUUUUUUCCUAAUUCCAUCUGGGGUCUGGAAUGCUAAUCGGAUUUUCUCUCCGGAUCAAUAAGUUGUUGUUAACAGGAUUCCAGUGAUAUUUUACAGCCAUGUUCAUCUCAAUCAGCCCUUGAUGUAACGGCACUGGGUGAAUGUAACAGAAUAACCUCCCUGGGCAGAGAAUUACCUACCUUCAUACUGUGGGUGUGCCAGGUGGUGUCCGAGCUCUGUGGGAUAAAUAACACUUAGAAUGUCGCCAUAAUCACACACCUAUUCCUCCAUACAUUUCUGGGCAGGGGGACGUGACACUAGGGGCCUCAAGCAUUACAGAGCUUGUCGCCUCUACAAAUCUAACACAACCAAUACAGUACCAGGCCAGGUUGGCGUCUUCUUUCCCAGCAAACCCAUAGCUGUCCAACGGCAGCAGGGCGCAGUCAGUCUGCCACCCGUCCCUGCUGUUACUAAUAUAAACUAAAGUGCUUCCCAGAAUCUGACUUAUUGGUGUCCUGCCACGGAAAUAUAGGAUAAACGUUCACUACAAUGAACCAACGGAUAUUUUUCUUUUUUUAGAUGCUCUAUUUAUUUUUAUAUUUCAAGGGAACCUUUAGGCACCAUAACAACUUAAUCAGGAUAGAGUUAUUUUAGUGCCAGGAGGUCCUUGGCUUUGAUUUGCUAAUAUCAAUUUAUAGAACUAAAAUGGAAUUUAGAAGAACAAUCUAUCUUAUUUACACAGAUUGAUUUGUAAACAAUUAUUUUAGUUUAAAGACACAUUACUGGGAGUAUUAUUACUGUGGAUCUCUGUUAUACACUCAGACACAUUACUGGGAGUAUUAUUGCUGUGGAGCUCUGUUAUACAUAGACACAUUACUGGGAGUAUUGUUGCUGUGGAGCUCUGUUAUACACUCAGACACAUUACUGGGAGUAUUAUUGCUGUGGAGCUCUGUUAUACACUCAGACACAUUACUGGGAGUAUUAUUGCUGUGGAGCUCUGUCAUACACUCAGACACAUUACUGGGAGUAUUAUUGCUGUGGAGCUCUGUUAUACACUCAGACACAUUACUGGGAGUAUUAUUGCUGUGGAGCUCUGUUAUACACUUCAGACACAUUACUGGGAGUAUUAUUGCUGUGGAGCUCUGUUAUACACUUGGUCACAUUACUGGGAGUAUUAUUGCUGUGGAGCUCUGUUAUACACUCAGACACAUUACUGGGAGUAUUAUUGCUGUGGAGCUCUGUUAUACACUCAGACACAUUACUGGGAGUAUUAUUGCUGUGGAGCUCUGUUAUACACUCAGACACAUUACUGGGAGUAUUAUUGCUGUGGAGCUCUGUUAUACACUCAGACACAUUACUGGGAGUAUUAUUGCUGUGGAGCUCUGUUAUACACUUGUCACAUUACUGGGAGUAUUAUUGCUGUGGAGCUCUGUUAUACACUCAGACACAUUGCUGGGAGUAUUAUUACUGUGGAGCUCUGUUAUACACUCAGACACAUUACUGGGAGUAUUAUUGCUGUGGAGCUCUGUUAUACACUCAGACACAUUACUGGGAGUAUUAUUGCUGUGGAGCUCUGUUAUACACUCAGACACAUUACUGGGAGUAUUAUUGCUGUGGAGCUCUGUUAUACACUCAGACACAUUACUGGGAGUAUUAUUGCUGUGGAGCUCUGUUAUACACUCAGACACAUUACUGGGAGUAUUAUUGCUGUGGAGCUCUGUUAUACACUUGGUCACAUUACUGGGAGUAUUAUUGCUGUGGAGCUCUGUUAUACACUAAGACACAUUACUGGGAGUAUUAUUGCUGUGGAGCUCUGUUAUACACUCAGACACAUUACUGGGAGUAUUAUUGCUGUGGAGCUCUGUUGAACUUUAUUACUAGAAUCUUGUGCUGUGAACUCUGUCAUACCUCAGACAUUACUGUGUUACUGUGGAACUCUGUUGCUUACAUAGGAACACAUUACUGGGAGUAUUGUUAUGUGGGCUCUGUUAUACACUCGAACUUAUACAUUACUGGGAGUAUUAUUGCUGUGGGCUCUGUUGUACAGUCAGACACAUCACUGGGAGUAUUAUUGCUGUGGAGCUCUGUUAUACACUCAGACACAUUACUGGGAGUAUUAUUACUGUGGAGCUCUGUUAUACACUCAGACACAUUACUGGGGUAUUAUUACUGUGGAGCUCUGUUAUACACUCAGACACAUUACUGGGAGUAUUAUUGAUUGGCUGGUCCUGUUACCUUUCGGUCACAUUACUGGGAGUAUUAUUGCUGUGGAGCUCUGUUAUACACUAAGACACAUUACUGGGAGUAUUAUUGCUGUGGACUCUGUUAUACACUCAGACACAUUACUGGGAGUAUUAUUGCUGUGGACUCUGUUAUACACUCAGACACAUUACUGGGAGUAUUAUUGCUGUGGACUCUGUUAUACACUCAGACACAUUACUGGGAGUAUUGCUGUGCGUUAUACUCGGACACAUUACUGGGGUAUUAUUGCUGUGGACUCUGUUAUACAGUCAGACACAUUCUGGGAGUAUUAUUACUGUGGAACUCUGUUACUACCUCUUGAAUUUACAUUAGGGAGUGUUAUUGCUGUGGGCUCUGAUGCACUCAGACAUUACUGGAAUUGUGUGCUGUGGGCUCUGUUAUACACUCGAAUUUGUGCAGGGUAUUAUUACUGUGGGGCUCUGAUUGUUAUACACUCAGACACAUUACUGGGAGUAUUAUUGCUGUGGAGCUCUGUUAUACACUCAGACACAUUACUGGGAGUAUUAUUACUGUGGAGCUCUGUUAUACACUCAGACACACCAACAAUAUGGAUCUCCUAGAAAAGAGGGACAUUAGGAGAGACAAGAGGGACAGAAGGGAUUUGGGUCCAAAAUAUGGACUGUCCUUGCUAAAUAGGGACACUUGGGAAGUAUGUCUCUACACAAUAUGUAUGUGUUUGAUAUAAGGGAUAAGUAAAGAUAAUAUGAAACCCUGGAAAGUAUCAGUUUUCCUUUAAGUGCUAGGACUGUAACAAUUAAUCCAUUUGUAAUCAAUGUGUGUAUUGGGACUUUGCUGUUAAUUAGAGAAGGGAAGUACUGUACUGAAAAGAGACAUUUCUUUGCAGACUCAGAGGAUUAAGUGACACCUCCCUAGACAGGUAAUCUGGUCCAUUAAAACGGAUCACAAAGAGUUAGACGGGAGAAGCAAGGUACAAGGAGACAGAUUAAGGGACAGACAGAAGCCCAGAUGGCAUUUGAUACAUUGCAUCAGUGGCUGACUCAGUCCUGGAUUCUGGAGGACAGAGUUUCCAUGGUAACAGCCCGACACACAGGAGCCAGCUGGGAGAUAGGGGUUUAAUUGGAUUAAAUGAUAGGGGUGUUCAUUGCACAGAGCACAUACCUGCACCCAGCCUCCCCCAAAUCUGGCACGAGACCAGAUAUAGCGUGUGUACAGCCAGCUGGGAAUAAAACUGCUGAUUGUCUGAAAUUUCAAGUGAAUUUCAAAUCUUUUCCCAAAAUAUCCUUAUGGAAAAUAUAUCUCACUUUAUCCACAAUUCACCGUUUACCGAAUAACCCCGUCCGUGUUUACAGGAUCUUUGCCAACUCACUAAAAUGAGAUUUGUCUGGAAUUCAAAGUGAAUUUCAAAUUACAAUAUUUUAUAUUCACUGCACGAAUAAAGUAUCUGAUUCCGCCUCUUUUCAAAAAAGAACAAUGUGGUGAUAAUACUGUCUCUUUAAAAUAUAACUUUUAUUGUAAUUUAUUGAAAAACUAUUCGAAUUUAUAUACACGUAUAAAUAACAAUAAGCUGAUCUGUGUAUAUAAAUUCAAAUUGGUUUAUAAUAAAAGUUAUAUCACCGCAUCAUUCUUAUAUCCUCGAUUUAAGGGCUCGAACCCCUUGACCAUGUGGUUGGCCUCUUUAAAUUGUCACAUAUUUAGUGUUAGACAAGAAAUCGCACGCUUCUUUUCAAACUUUGCAUUUCACUUUUAUCAUUUCAUUGACUGAUCGCCUGUAUGGCCCCCUAACGCAGGGCAGUCCACACUUAUACAGCUAAGCGCAAGUGCGUUUUAUGAUGUGCUUGCGCAGAGCUGACACCCAGGAACUAACAUAUGAUGGCGACACAGAAUCUCGAAUUCGGGAUUGGGUCACUGAACCCCGGACAGUUGGGAGAUAAUUUGUCUCUCUCCAGAUAUCUGAGUAUGAAAUUUCCCGUGCCUUGUUGAUUUCCCGAAAUGUUAAAUCAUUGUUUAUUUUAAAGCGUUAAAUGAUGGGAAGGAUAUUUAAAGGAUUAAAGGGUCAAUCUAAGCACCAUAACAACUUUGCGACAAGAUGAGAGCCUCCCGAUUGGUGGAGUCUCUUACUGGCCUUAUGCAGUAUUAGGAUAUUAACGUUUUAUUCUUUAAUUAUCAGUUAUUUUAUUUUUAAUGGAUUGUGUAUAACAGUGAGUGUAGUGAGAUUCGAUGUUCUACGGGUUGCCUAUUAUAUUCUAUUUAGUUAUUCUUCAUUAGACAGGGCUGUCCUACAUUACAAUAAUGAAAUGAAGUCUGUCUGGGAUUAUAUAUCCGGAGCAGCACUCCCUGCUGUCAGCGUUGGCACGCUCUGAUGGCCUUUGAUAGAGACUCAGCAUAUGGCAGGUGAGAAGUCUUUAAGGUGCAGCAACCUGGAGAGGAGUACCCCGAAACCCCCUCCUAGACACCGAUCAAAUACACUCUGCUUCACAAAUUGCCAUCUCUUUCAUUACAAUGAAAUUAUAUCCAAGGAGAACUAUAACAGGGCUUAAAGGGACACUGUAGUCACUAUAACUAUUUUUCUGUCCCUCCAUUCGGUGUUAAAACUUUUUAAUUUCAUUGAAGUGGUUAUAGUGCCUGAAGUCCCCUGGCGCUGUCCCUCCAUUCAGUGUUAAACCAUUCCAUCUCAUUAAAGUGGUUAUAGUGCCUGGAGUCCCCUGGCGCUGUCUCUCCAUUGAAGUGGUUAUAGUGCCAGGAGGCCCCUGGCGCUGUCCCUCCAUUGAGUGGUUAUAGUGCCAGGAGUCCCUUGGCGCUGUCUCUCCAUUGAAGUGGUUAUAGUGCCAGGAGGCCCUUGCGCUGUCCCUCCAUUCAGUGUUAAACCAUUCCAUUUCAUUGAAGUGGUUAUAGUGCCUGGAGUCCCCUGGCGCUGUCCCUCCAUUGAGUGGUUAUAGUGCCAGGAGGCCCUUGCGCUGUCCCUCCAUUCAGUGUUAAACCAUUCCAUUUCAUUGAAGUGGUUAUAGUGCCUGGAGUCCCUUGGCGCUGUCUCUCCAUUGAAGUGGUUAUAGUGAGAGGAGGCCAUUGCGCUGUCCUUCCAUUCAGUGUUAAACCAUUCCAUUUCAUUGAAGUGGUUAUUGUGCCUGGAGUCCCCUGGCGCAGUCCCUCCAUUGAGUGGUUAUAGUGCCAGGAGGCCCUUGCGUUGUCCCUCCAUUCAGUGUUAAACCAUUCCAUUUCAUUGAAGUGGUUAUAGUGCCUGGAGGCCAUUGCACUGUCCUUCCAUUCAGUGUUAAACCAUUCCAUUUCAUUGAAGUGGUUAUUGUGCCUGGAGUCCCCUGGCGCUGUCCCUCCAUUGAGUGGUUAUAGUGCCAGGAGGCCCUUGCGCUAUCCUUCCAUUCAGUGUUAAACCAUUCCAUUUCAUUGAAGUGGUUAUAGUGCCUGGAGUCCCCUGGCGCUGUCCCUCCAUUCAGUGUUAAACCAUUCCAUUUCAUUGAAGUGGUUAUAGUGCCUGGAGUCCCCUGGCGCUGUCCCUCCAUUGAGUGGUUAUAGUGCCAGGAGGCCUUUGCGCUGUCCCUCCAUUCAGUGUUAAACCAUUCCAUUUCAUUGAAGUGGUUAUAGUGCCUGGAGUCCCUUGGCGCUGUCUCUCCAUUGAAGUGGUUAUAGUACCAGGAGGCCCUUGCGCUGUCCUUCCAUUCAGUGUUAAACCAUUCCAUUUCAUUGAAGUGGUUAUAGUGCCUGGAGUCCCCUGGCGCUGUCCCUCCAUUGAGUGGUUAUAGUGCCAGGAGGCCCUUGCGCUGUCCCUCCAUUCAGUGUUAAACCAUUCCAUUUCAUUGAAGUGGUUAUAGUGCCUGGAGUCCCCUGGCGCUGUCCUUACAUUGAGUGGUUAUAGUGCCAGGAGGCCCUUGUGCUGUCCCUCCAUUCAGUGUUAAACCACUCCAUUUCAUUGAAGUGGUUAUAGUGCCUGGAGUCCCCUGGCGCUGUCCCUCCAUUCAGUGUUAAACCAUUCCAUUUCAUUGAAGUGGUUAUAGUGCCUGGAGUCCCCUGGCGCUGUCUCUCCAUUGAAGUGGUUAUAGUGCCAGGAGGCCCUUGCGCUGUCCUUCCAUUCAGUGUUAAACCAUUCCAUUUCAUUGAAGUGGUUAUAGUACCUGAAGUCCCCUGGCGCUGUCCCUCCAUUGAGUGGUUAUAGUGCCAGGAGGCCCUUGCACUGUCCCUCCAUUCAGUGUUAAACCAUUCCAUUUCAUUGAAGUGGUUAUAGUGCCUGGAGUCCCUUGGCGCUGUCUCUCCAUUGAAGUGGUUAUAGUGCCAGGAGGCCAUUGCGCUGUCCUUCCAUUCAGUGUUAAACCAUUCCAUUUCAUUGAAGUGGUUAUAGUGCCUGGAGUCCCCUGGCGCUGUCCCUCCAUUGAGUGGUUAUAGAGCCAGGAGGCCCUUGCGCUGUCCCUCCAUUCAGUGUUAAACCAUUCCAUUUCAUUGAAGUGGUUAUAGUGCCUGGAGUCCCUUGGCGCUGUCUCUCCAUUGAAGUGGUUAUAGUGCCAGGAGGCCCUUGCGCUGUCCUUCCAUUCAGUGUUAAACCAUUCCAUUUCAUUGAAGUGGUUAUAGUGCCUGGAGUCCCCUGGCGCUGUCCCUCCAUUGAGUGGUUAUAGUGCCAGGAGGCCCUUGCGCUGUCCCUCCAUUCAGUGUUAAACCAUUCCAUUUCAUUGAAGUGGUUAUAGUGCCUGGAGUCCCUUGGUGCUGUCCCUCCAUUGAGUGGUUAUAGUGCCAGGAGGCCCUUGCGCUGUCCCUCCAUUCAGUGUUAAACCAUUCCAUUUCAUUGAAGUGGUUAUAGUGCCUGGAGUCCCCUGGCGCUGUCCCUCCAUUCAGUGUUAAACCAUUCCAUUUCAUUGAAGUGGUUAUAGUACCUGGAUUCCCCUGGCGCUGUCCCUCCAUUGAGUGGUUAUAGUGCCAGGAGGCCCUUGCGCUGUCCCUCCAUUCAGUGUUAAACCAUUCCAUUUCAUUUAAGUGGUUAUAGUGCCUGGAGUCCCCUGGCGCUGUCCGUCCAUUGAGUGGUUAUAGUGCCAGGAGGCCCUUGCGCUGUCCUUACAUUCAGUGUUAAACCAUUACAUCAAAUGGAAGUGGUUAUAGUUCCUGAAUGAGAGUACCUGGCUUCCAUAGCUCUGCCCACACUGGAGGUGUGGGUAUGGCAGAGAUUACACACUUCCUUCUAGCCAUACCAAUUCAUACCAGCAAUGGGCGCUGUAAUAGGCUGAAAGCGGUCAGCUGACACUCAGCCAAUCACAGCUACCCAUCUUUCCUUAUUAAUCCAAGACGCACAGAGGGGGAGCUGCUGGGGACUCUUGUUUAGCGUUGAAAAACAUUAAAAGCAGUUUAACUGUGAAUGGAGGGAUGGCACCAGAGGAAUCCAAACAGUAUAACCACUUCUAUUAGAUGAAAGAGUUAAAGUGUCUCCAGUGAGCUCUCACCGCUAAGGGCCCACAUUGAGUGCUUUAUACACAGCUAUGUGGAUGCACCCCUUCCAUGUCAUUACAUGGACUCUUAGAUAAGGCUGACCCUAAUUCAUUAUAUUUGUACAUUUAUUAGCAUUUAACUUUAAACCGUUUACAUUUUGCAUUUUAUUUUUCUUUGCAAAAAGCAGCAGAGUUGAAAUCUAAUUUCUCUGAAAGCACAUAUUUAAUUAGCUAUGUGAUUAUUGAAUUAUCCUCACCUCCUACCACUCCCUCUGCAAUUACUGUGCACUGCGAAGCAGGUCCAACCACGGGUAUACUGUCAUUAUAGGACCGCUACCCCUCAGAUCUGAUAUCUGUUCGAUCAAGAUAUGACGGUCUGCUAAAAUCGAGAUCCAUGCUCCCUGCAGCGCAGAGAUUAUAUUUUAUUUAUUUUAAUCAAGAUGACAAUCACAUACAUUACAUGAUUUAUGGUAAGAAUAAUAUUUGGUUUUGCUGUGAUAACAUAUUUAGGACCAUAUUUUGUUCUGUAAGAGCUGCAAUAUAAAUGUUAUUAAAACAUGGGAAGAUUGCAGCUGAGCACGUACCAAUCGCUGGGUCCAUCAGAUAAUAACCCGAUCUAUUCAUUGGAAUUUGCCUGACAGAGACAGUGACAUUUCUAACCCAGCUUAAUGAUUGGUGUUGAGUUAAAUUCCCGACUUUGUUCCAGAUCAGAAGCUGGAUAAUGCCACCUGUGGACUCCAGGAGAACGUUGCCAUUGUCUGUGAGCCCGUCCCAGUCGUGGUAACAUUACAGAGUCCGUCUGUUGGGGUUGGCAUUCUAUCUGGGACAGCGUUGGCAUUUAUGAGAGGUUCAGGAAUUCAGCCUCUGCAAUCUACCCACAUGUCCUCGCAGAGACCUCUCAAUAAUAUCCGGCUUCUUUCUUCGUUAUCAAAACCCUUUGCCAAAAUGUGGGAGUGCCUCGCUUGUCGCUCUCAUCGCCAAACUGAAUUUGUAAACGAAAGAGGGACUUAAAAUUUUUUUCAAAAUGGAAAUCCCUCUUUGAACAGUGAUCUACUUCUCCUAAUGGUGGAAGAGAGAGAUUUUACACUGAUGAUAAGUUGAUGAGUGCGUUAGUCCUCACAGUGUUACUAAUUCCACAAUUAACACAUCAAUACCACACGUCAUCAAGCAACGUUCGAUGCGUUGAGCUGAAAACCCGGUUAGUAUUCAAACCACAAAGAUUUAAUUUAUGCAGAAAUUAUAAACUUAUUGUAUGAGUCGCUCAAUGACCUUUUGAUGCCAAUAGGAGGUGGCUCCCAGUCCACGGUCUUUGUGAUUUCCCCCCCCCCCCAUAUAAAUGGGAGAUUGCCAGAACCACACACCAGGAACUUUAUUUUUGAAGUAUAAACUUAUCAAGGCAAGGUUUUUUUUAACCCAGAUUUACCUAGUUCUUUUUACUGCAAUAUAAAUAAUUAGCCCAUUUUAAAAUAUUAAUGAAAAUACUGAGAUUUUUCUCCUUUUAUUGUCACAAUUUUGAAAAAGUAACCAUAUGCUCAUACGAAUCCCACCUACUUCAAAAUCUUGGAACGGAUGCUUUGCCCGUAUCAUGUCUUUUACUGUCCGUCAGGGUUAUUCAAUAAAGUGAGAAUUCAAAAUGACUUUUAAAUUUAAGGUGAAAAUUGCCCGACUGGAGAACCUCUAUACGUCAGCUGGGCUUUCUAAUAUAUCAAAUUCAUAUUGAAUUCCCACUAUAGUAAUAACUCUGUAUGUGUAUGACAGAGAGCGCUAACUAUUAUUAUACUGAUAUUAAAUUAUUAAAUGUGACAAACCAUUACACAGUUUGACAGGAAUGAUAGGUUGAUGAGUACACAGCUCGUAAGAGCUUACAAUCUAGAGCUGUUUGGGUGUAAACACACAGGGCAGAGUGGGGGAUCGGAACCAAGUGACAGGGUGGGAAAGUAACUCUACGGGUUUAGAACAUUUCGGAAACCAAGCAAACCUUUUCAGGAAACGUGUUUCGUUUUUCUUUUUAAUCAUUUGUAUAGCGCCAACCUAUUCCGCAGCGUUUUUUAAUUGUAGAAUUGUGAAUUUAGAGGUGAAGGAGACCCUGCUUUUACAAAGCUAGUGAAGAGAUGUAUUUAUUUAUUUCAAAAUAAAACUCUAAAAAAGUUGGGUGAAGACUCUCGAUUUCUUAGUUACGAUAACCAGAAUUGGGGCUGUGUCCUGGCCCAGAGAACGUUCUAUUUGAAGGAUUCUUGCUGAUCAGUAUGUGUCGCGGCUAAGUCUGUUUACAUCACUGUUUGACCUUUUAAUUUUAUUAUAGAGGAUGAUCUGUGAGAUUUCAGCUCAGCUAAACAGGAUUGAGUGUGAGUCUCCGCUCCUGAUGUGUUUGAAAUCUCUCUUCUUACAGAUGGUGGUUCUUAUGGACCCGAUGGAGGACCCCGAUGACAUCCUGAGAGCCAAUCGUUCCCGAGAGAAGUCCUAUGUGUUCGAUGUGGCGUUUGAUUACACUGCGACGCAGGUACAAUGCUAUUAUGGGAGGUUUUAAACCUCCAACAUAUUCCUCGUUGUUAUACAAUGGGUAAAUAAAACCGUUAAAAAAACAAUGACAAGCACGAUAAACGAGAGGUGGGGGAACACUGCGGAAACCUUUAUAACCCUCCGUCUGGAAUUGAUAGAACAGGUAUCCAGGUUUACAUCACUGAAUCCGGGAAAAUACCCCAAUAUCACUACAGGCUCCCACGUGUUUGGGGCAAAAAGUAGGGUUUCUGUUUUCUAUAAUUAUUUUGUUCUCUAAGCCCACCUGUUCUGCCCUAACCCCCGCCCCCCACCUUGCUGUGUUUCCAUUUUGUCUCCAAUAAUAACAAUGCUGCACGUGAUGUCAUGAAUCCGCACUGAUACCUCCAGCACCUUGCUCCCCCCUAAAUCACUGCUUAAAUGAGCAGCUUAACUGGGUGAGGAAUCAUUUCCUCAUUUAGUAAAAAAUGCCCACUGCUGAAGCGGCAAAAACUGGAGAUUUUCAUCAAAUUCAGGAAACAUCAAAUAUAUCCAUUCUUUUUAUUUUAAAUUCAUUGUUUUUGCAUACAGUAUAGAUUCUAGAGGAUUACAGUAGAUUCUAAUGGUUUAGUGCAUUAAUAUUAGAAUUGCUAUUAAUAAACUGCUAUAAAUACCCUGACGAUCUGUGAAUUUUAUUUAUAAAUCAAUCAAUAAAUAAUUUGCAGUGUACAAAAUAUUUAAAGGGACACCCCACUACCCAAAUAAAAAUACUGUUUAGAAGAUAUACUCAAAUAGAAACUUGCAUGCAUUUAAUUAUGUAUUUUUUCACUCAGUGUAUAUUUAAAAACCGCAUGCAGAAGCUUCAGAUCUCUUGUCUGCAGCAUUUGCAAUCUCUCCCCUUCUAACCCCGCCCAGACUUUCUGUGUCUGUCCAAUCACAGACUUCCCAAUGCAGCUCAAUGACACGUCUUUACAAGGCAGGUGCUCUGGGCAAUUGCUGCCUCUUUAAUUUAUCUACAGUGAGAUUAGCUAACCAGGAAGUAACAGGAGCAGGUGUCUGGGGAGUGUAACCAGGUUAAUUUAUAAACAUGCCAAUUUCCAGUGAAAUUUGUACUUUAGUAAAAUACAAAAAGGGAACAUACUCGUAAAACAUACAGCUAUUCAGCAAGCGAAACUGCUUUAUUGGUCUGGAGUGUCCCUUUAAAUUGUCAUGUGAAUAAAGUCAUGACUACGAAAAUGUUGCCAGUCUUAUAAAAUCUGGUGAAAGGGAUAAUGCAGGUAUGCUCUGAUAAAAAGCUGCACAGAAUGACCCAACGUCUAAAUAAAAGGAAAUAUAUAAAUAAUUAAACAAGUUCCAAAUUCUAGAACUCCCUUAAAGGGUUACGCCAACCACCAUAACCAGUUCUGCUUUUUGAAGUUGUGAUGGUGGUAGGAGUCAGAUUCAUUACCACUCGUGUGCUGGGGACAGGUUAUCCCCUCCCCCGCCCCCCCUAGCACAUGUGACUUAGGUGUCCUGAAACUCUUAUAUGUUCUGCACUGCCUACUGUCAGUACGGUGCCAUAAAAUACGCCUAUCGGCAGCGUGCACGUAACUGCUUAUUCCUUGCAGACAGAGCCUGCAAUUUUUUUUAAAGUACCCGCCCUCCCCACGUUAUCUCACUUUCCCCCUCCAUUUCCCGGCUCAUAGGAUGUGCAUGCGCCAUUAGCCAGUUAUAUGGUCCAAUGAAAGGCUUUGUCCUGUAGAAUGUAAGCUCGAUUGAGCAGGGUCCUCUUCAACCUAUUGUUCCUGUAAGUUUAUUUGUAAUUGUCCUAUUUAUAGUUAAAUCCCCUCUCAUAAUAUUGUAAAGCGCUACGGAAUCUGUUGGCGCUAUAUAAAUGGCAAUAAUAAUAAUAAUAAUAAUUUUAGCCUCAACGCGGCUCCCAUGAUGUCAGACAGGCUCUGGGUUAAGGUAAGUAAACUUAAUUAGAAAAGCACGUUGAGCGUUUUUGUAAUUGGGAACUGAUAGAAUAUUGCCAAUAUGGCAUUAUUCUAUCAUCAGUGGGGAAGGGCUGGAGAAACCCUUUAAUACAGUGUGUCAUUUAAUUAACACUCCGUACAGUUACAAUCCAUAAUAUGUCUGUUUGCAUGUUCUGUCCGUGUUCUACUCCGCGUAGCGUGCUCAAUACUGAGACAUAAUACAGAGUGCUCAGCUGCUAUAUACGCGUCUCCUGGGUGGCAGCAACAUGAAAGCACAAUAUUUUCCAGGAAUCUGUGUCUCUGAUGAUCACUCCCUGGUGCAGUCCUCGCUAAUUAUAUUUAACACUUUGGUGGCAAAGUAGAAACUUAAAGAAAUUAGCGUUUAUUACGAGGCAGCGCCCGGGUGAUAGUGGGUCAAAAUGUAGCUUUAAAAAAAAUGAGUGAAUUAAUAUUAAUUGGAUUUGCCGACGUGAGUGUCAAUUUAAUAUUGUUGGGUACGCUUUUCAAAUGAUUUAAUAUUUUCGGGAAAACCUUUAAAAUGAUUUCCUCAAAAUAUUACAAAAAAUUUAUUUUUUUCAUAAUAUGAAAUAAUUUCAUAAUAAGUUUAUCCAAAAACCUAAAUCAUUUGGAAAUCUUACCCAGCAAUAUAAGAUGGAGGCCUCGGAUGGAGGAUUAGGGGUGACUAUAGUUUGUCUGCAUACAGAGAGUUAAUUGGAGCCAUAUGAGUUCGAGUUUGCAAAGAGUUGGGCUCCGAAGGCCGAGUCCUGAGGGAACAGAGUUGCAAGUUGCAAUGAGGUUUCACCUAGGAAUGAGACACAACAGAUGUGGUUCGAUAUUGUUAAACAAAGAGAUCGCUGUAAUUCAGGGUCCCUGUAAAGGGGGUCGUAGAGAGAGGUGUGUUGUAAACGGUAUCACGGGUGGUGGAAGCGUUGGUUCAUGGUAGAAUACUGGAACCGUGAGAUGUUGAGCUUUUGGUAAGAGGAAUCACUAGCCAGUGAUAUUUGUAUUGAAGGCGUGGAAUGGAAUCAGAUUAUCUGAAGAUCCAACAUGGUCCGUUCACGGUGAUAGAAUCACUGGGAGAUGAAGCAAUCUUGGUGUGAGGACCUAGACGAGUAGUUUUUAUUUUUUUUAUUCUUUAAGUUUGGCAUUUAAAUACAUUACAAGAUUUUUUCCAAAUAAGAUUAGAAUACACAGAAUAUUUAUGUAGAAAGGUAAAACGGUUAAGAAAAAACAAGAUGAAUGAUAAGAGACAAUGGUUUUGUGUACCUAUGGCGGCGGUUAUGGACCUCAAAUACCACAACGCCUAGCCAGUUAAUCUGUUCACAGUAUUUAGGAUUCCCAAUCUUUAGCGGCUCCAUUGGCUACUAUUCGCUGGCUGAGCAUUAUGAGAGUUACAAAUCUUGCUUUUUACAGUAAAUCCUGCUGAGCUGUCAGCCUGAGCUCCCAGAGAGCUGUAACAGGAAACAUAUAUUAAGAUAGAUUAGAGGUAUUCUUACAUAAAGAAGCGGUUUCUAUUAACCAUUUACUGCCUUCCAUGGAACCAUAAGGAAUCUGAAUGACUUUGUGUCGAGAGAUAUUAUGUCCAAUCGCCCGAUACAAACACCCGAGCAAUGCAGAAAGGCUUCCGAUAUAUAAUAAAUGGUAGAAUUAAUGUGAUGGUGGGUUCACAUGUGACAGAUCUGCCCUAAUCGGUUUCAGUUAAUAAAUUGAAUAACUGCGUGUUCCGUGCCCGCUCUGAUUUUCCCUGUCCUGACUAAUGUUUCCACCUUGGCUCUCAGAUUGCGGAUCUCGUUGCUGUUUGUUUUAGUUUAUUCUAAGCUUCACUCUCACUUUCCGUCUGUCUUUGUGAGGCCAUCUUUGCCCUUGGCUGAGACCCUGUGAGCUCAGAAAGUGGAGCGAGUAACACACGGCAGAUAAAGUUACCUCCUCGGAGAGAUCGCAUUGCGUCUUUGUGCUCUGGAUCCUGUUACCCCUUUACUUGUAUUAACCUGCUGGACUCUGCCUCUCCUGUGUCGGCCUUAUUGCCCCGUCACUGGGGAAUGGUGCUCACAAGAACUGGUUAGAUGAGAAUUAUAUGAACCCUGUUAUUCUUCCAGGAACUGGCAGAAUGAAUAGAAAUUCUCUCUCCUUUUAUAGCUAUCUGCACACAGAGUCAGAAAGACAUCACAGCAGGAGAGUCCUGCUCGGGUGAAUGAAAAGACCUGACAAUGCGUGACUCUGGCUUUCAAUGGAUUACAAUAAACUGCAUUCUAUAAUGUCAAUCCCUGCGUGAAAAAAACGUUCCUCUCGCAGACAGAGAAUACACUUGGCUGCAGAUCUUUAAAAACACGAUUCCAUGAAAUAUGGAUUUCAUUUAAAAGCCCAAACUCUGUAACAUAUAUAGGCCAAAAAAUACAAUACACGUGGGAUUCAGCUAGUAAACAGGAUUUUGAAGUUAUAUGUGCUCUAAUGGACCUUCCCCGAUGUUUUGGGGGGUUAAUAUCUCCCUCUUAGGUUCAGGUAUAUCACCCAAUAUCAGGAACCAUGCAGGACUCCGACAGGUAGAUAAGUUGAAAAGAGGUUUAUUGGUAAUAUGUAUAAAAAGGCAAUAUAAGAAAAUCUGGUCUUACGCGUUUCGUCCUCUUAUGGGACUUCCUCAGAGAUCAAUAUUCAAUAAAAACAAUUAUAUCAAUAAUGCUCCCCAAAAUGCAGCCUGUUUAUUGAUAAGUAUAUGUUUUUAUUUUUCUUCUUUUGUUGUACUAUAUCUGUUACAUACAAAUAGUGUGUGAGCCAACGUUUCCUACUAAUGUAAUAAUGGAAUCAUGUACCUUCCUGUCAUCCCGUUAAAUAAAGUGUAUAAACCUGGUUUACCUUUCCUUGCUGGAUUAAAUAAAUGGAAUGUCCAUCAGUUUGUGGUGUGAUUAGAACUGCUUUGAACAAUGAAAACUUUGAUAAUUUAACCCAAAUUCAUUUUUAAAUAAAAGUUAAUGUCUGUUGGACGUAUUUUAACCACUUGUGUUCAGGUUUCACACUAAUAACUCCAGAUGUUUCAAACUUGCAGGAAACUGUGUAUCGACUCACCACCAAAGGCCUAAUCGAAGGCGUCAUCUCCGGAUACAAUGCCACCGUAUUCGCCUAUGGUCCUACAGGUGAGAAGAUAGGAAAAUAUAUUAUUACUCCUCUUCCGGCUCGCCUGGCCAUUGGGGAAAAUGGGCAAAUGCUUUGUGUGCCAUGAUCAUCUCAAUGUGAGGCUGGCUAUGGAGAUCAGUGGUCCUGUCUGAUCUUACUUCUAUCUCUGGUGCUCACCAAGUCCCUAGGACAUCCUGGUACAGCCUGAAGGGUUUUGUGUUAGAAGCAGGGACAGCCACUGAUAGAGAGAGACCACCAGCCACUGUUAGAGAGAGGCCACCUCCCACUGUUGGAGAAAGACCACCAGCCACUGAUAGAGAGAGACCACCAGCCGCUGUUAGACAGAGACCACCUAUCUCCCCGGUCUCGGAAUUUAAUGAGAGUGUUCUGAAUAUUUUUAAAGCCUGGACAUCGUACCGGGUGAUAUCAGUGAUGUCAAUGCAGAGAAUGCUCCAGUUAGUGGCCCUGCCUUGUGGCAAUGUGUGUCCCAGCAGAAUGUAAAGCUGCACGGUAAGGUGGCCACAGUGGAUUGGCAGAGAGGGUGGUGGCAGCAAUAGAUUGGCAGAGAGGGUGGUGGUGCACUGGAUUGACAGAGAGGGUGGUGGUGCAGUGGAUUGGCAGAGAGGGUGGCAGAGCAGUGGAUUGGCAGAGAGGGUGGUGGCGCAGUGGAUUGGCAGAGAAGGUGGUGGCAGCAAUAGAUUGGCAGAAAGGGUGGUGGUGCAGUGGAUUGGCAGAGAGGGUGGUGGUAGCAAUAGAUUGGCAGAGAGAGUGGCUGCAGCAGUGGAUUUGCAGAGAGGGUGGUGGCACAGUGGAUUUGCAAAAAGAGUGGCGGCAGCAGUGGAUUGGCAGAGAGGGUGGUGGCAGCAAUGGAUUGGCAAAGAGGGUGGUGGCGCAGUGGAUUGGCACAGAGGGUGGUGGCCACUACAGCAGCCUCCUUUAAUUGACCAUGAGUGAGCCUUGAUGAUCUCUCAGCAUUUUACUGCCCAGGAAAUGGAAAUGUAUGUGUGACUGGCAAGAAGAUAUGAAUGUCCAGAGUACGUACUGGUUAAAUUUGAAUUUAGAAUUCAGUUUUAAUUAUUUAUAUUAAAGAAAAAAAUGCAAAAUUAUCGGCAAGUUUGGAUUGAUUUUAAACUGGUUUAAAUUGAGGGUCUCUGUAUGAUGUUUUCUCACCUUCUUGUCUUUUCGCAGGGUGCGGGAAGACGUACACCAUGCUGGGAACAGACAGAGAGCCUGGAAUAUAUAUACGGACCCUUAAUGACCUCUUCAAAGCCAUUGAAGAGACAAGUGACGACAUGGAGUAUGAGGUUUCUAUGUGUUAUAUGGAGGUAAGACCCGUGUGAGGUCAAUAUUUUAAUUCGCCAUGGCAACCCAAAACAAAAUGGUCACCAAGCCUCAUGGUCUCACCGGAGGUGGAUCGGCUGCUGAGAAGAGGUGGUCUCAAACCUGGAUUGCAGGUAAAUAGCGGGUUAUUUAAUAACAGGGGGGCAUGCUGAAAUCUAAACAGCCCAACUAACACUAGGGUCCAACAAUUACAGACUGCGCCCCCCUUACCCCACCAUAUUGUUUCUUUAAACUCCACUCAGGAAAAGAGAAGAAGAAUGCUGUUGUAGAACAACGUGUACGAUGCAGAAUUUAGUCUUCGGUUUUCCAACUGUUUAAACCACAGACAUAAUCCGACAGGUUAAGUUUUAUCUCAAAGGGACAUGAAGAGGAAAUGUGUGUCAACAAGCCUGUAUCCGCCACACACUAGCAACAGAGAGUUUGCAUGAUGUCCACACACUGAUAACACGAUACAGCUUCUGGGUUUUAUGAAAGAACAUUGUGUGCACUCGGGAUCAGAUUAACUUGAUAAACACAGAUUUCCAUAGUUUGUAAACCUCCUUACAUCUCAUCUGCUUGCUUUCCGCACAGAACCCUGAUAGCGGUUAUGACUUGUCUAGCGCCGUCCUUUGUGCAGAGAAGAUAAUUCCCAUAGUGAUGGAUAAGAGGCUCCGGAUGCAGUUUCCUUAAAUGGAUUUGGUGGCAACGGGCAGCUUUACGUUCUCUGCAAUAUUUACAUAAAGUGACAGGUGGUGAAACCAGGUAGUCAUACACAGAGCUGGGAACCGGGGAGAAAUCAAUGUCUGACAAAACAGGGGACACCAUCACCACAUUACUGGUCAUAUGGGAUAUGAAACGGUCCGAGUUAGUCUAGCACUGGAUGUGGUAUUAAUUAAAAUAUGACAUUACUGUGUAAAUAAAUGACGUGAACUUCCAAGGGAUUAUUUUUAAAUUUUGUAAAGUUUGACAAAGUGACGUAAUCAGCCGCCACGCUCCGACACAGCGCAGAAAGGACUUUUUUCCCUUUGCUGAGUCAGUUUUGUCUUCCUGCAGCUACGGGUACUUUGAACUUGAAGAUAUUUAUUUUAUUUAGAAUGUUUGCAUAUUUUCUUUUUUUUUUUUAUUCUUUAUUUUUGAUAUGCAGGUAGUUACAACAGUGCCUGUAUCGCCACAACGGCAUCAGCAGGCUCAAUUUUCAUGCACAUAAUAUAACAGUGUUGUGGCAUGUUGGAUUUGCAUAUAAUUUUUUUUUUUUUUUUUAUUCUUUAUUUAUGUUGACAAAGAUAGCAUAUACAGCUCGAGAGCAUUUCGUAGUUUGCAACAAUUAACACAUACAUUGUAUACAGGGUACGUCAUAUCUUCCAGAGCAUAGGCAUCCUGCCAUCGGUGGGGUGGUUUGUUUUAGCCAGUCCGCUGCCACUGCUCUCCUGGCUGCUAAAGUUAUGUUGUGUAUAAGUUUUUGUUCGUGUCUAGUCCACCCAUCUAUCGUUCUGCUGAGUAAGUAUACCCAUGGGUCUAGGGGGGGAGCCCUGUUCAGCACCUGGGCUAGCAGAUCUUUAAUUUGUUGCCAAAAACUUGCUAUCAGGGGGCAUUCCCACCACAUGUGAAUAUAUGUCCCUUUAAUUCCGCACCCUCUCCAACAUACGUCAGUAGUGCUCUUUUUCAUUUGAUACAGUUUUACAGGAGUCGUGAACCAGCGGAGCAUCGUCUUGAUCGCUUGCUCCUGGAACGCUACGCAAACAGAGGAUUUAUGGUUGGCUUCCCAAAUCUCCUGCCACUCUAUCCCUUCCAGCUGCUCCCCUAGAUCCCUCUCCCAAUGUUCCGUGUACGCCAACUCUCCCCCUUCGUUAGUUACUGAGCAGAGGUGGGCGUACAGCUGAGUUAUCAGGCCCCUAGGCAUAUGGUCCUGAAUGCAAAUUUGUUCGAAGAAUGUCAUGGGCUUUAGGGCCGCUGCUCGGACCCAUGUCAGUUUUGCAAAAUCUUUUAUUUGUAGGUACCUGAAAAAGUCUGCGGGAGUGAGAUGACCCCUUUGUUGUAAGGCGUCAAAUGUCACUACCUCCGCAUCCUGCACCAGCUGAUGUAUGCGCUGCAGACCUCUCUCUAGGUUCCUAAAGUUGCGCGCUGCCAUGCCCGGAGGGAAUGCUCUAUUUCGUAGGUACGGCAUCAGAGGUGAUGGGGCCGAUGCCAGCCCGUGUCGCUUUUGAGCUCUAUCCCAAAUAUGUAUAGAGUUUAGGAUAGCUGGGCAAGUCGAUCUAAUGUCUUGGCGACAUGAAUGGGCAGAGACUGGAAAUAAAAUAAUAUCCUGGGUAGGAUAUUCAUUUUGACCGCAUGAAUCCUCCCUAUCCAGGAGAUGGGUCUAUCGGUCCAGGUCUCUAGUUCCCUGAUAAGCUGUUUCAGAAGUGGCGUAUAGUUCUGUGAAUAAAGUUGGUCAGGGGCUGCUGUCAGUUUAAUGCCUAGAUAUUUGAUCGACUGGCGUUCAAUACGGAGAUGGUGUGCCCUUUGUAUAGCUGUCAAGUCCCCUAUCGGAAUCUCUAUGGGGAGGGCGCUGGAUUUGGUCAUGUUAGCUUUGUAUCCUGAAACAGCUCCAUAUGCCUCCAGGACACCCUGCAAGGCCCUCAUUGAGUUGACGGGAUCAGUGAGCGACAGGAGCACAUCAUCUGCGUAGGCCGACGCCAGGAAUUCCCUGCCUCCCACCCGAGCCCCCCAUAUGUCUGGGUGUCGUCUAAGGGCCUGGAGUAGGGGUUCCAGGGAAAGCACAAAUAGGAGCGGGGAGAGUGGGCACCCCUGUCUGGUGCCAUUGUAUAAUCUGAACGGUUGUAGUGGUUUGCAUAUUUUUAAGUGCAUUAUCUAUAUAACAAAAAAUGGAGAACCUUGAUCCAGUUUUACAAACUCUGGAAACCCGGAGGACGGGAUCCUUGUCCUCUUCUUUUCUCCAUGGAACCCUUACCCCCUCCUUUCUCUCCACCCCUCCCUCUCUUCCCUUUGAUACUUGUGUUUAAUAAUGAAAAUUAAUUGGAGUUUUCACAUUAUUCUCCAUGAUUAGAGUUCCCCCUUUAUGGCCUCUUUUCUGAUACCUCCUGAUUUAAUUUAUGUGACUUCCCUCUGUGUGUUUUUAUUGUUUAGUGUGUGCUUUCUUUUCAGUGAAAUUGUAAAUAAAUUAAUAAAAGAAUAUGGAAUAUUGGCGAUUUUCAUUUUAAAUAAAACUUUGUGUUGGAUUCUGUUAGUGACAGAAGUGAUCAUAUCUCUGACAAUUAAAUAACAAUUUACCUGUCAAUGCCAAUCAGGGAACCCAACUGAAGACGCUGGUUCAUCUCCCACUUCAAACUCAUUAUAACCCCCCAAGUUCCCCGUAGAGCAGCUUGUGUCAGCUUGUCACUCGUCUCUAACUGAAUGCCAGUUAGGUUUCUACACUGACAGCUAGAAUGUUUGAUAUAAUGAGUAAGUCCACCAUGCUAGACUACUUACUCUCACGUGGCCACUAGGGGGAAUGUCAGCUCGGUUUAAUAAAAACCUGUAGAUAUUUAAUUGUAACCGAGGACGUUGACUUACGAUAUAGCGAGGAAUUAUUCACUAGCUGCUAAAGGAUAGCUGGGGCCCUCAGGACACAAUAAAUUCAGUUUGCGCAUUUGUGAGAUGAUUCCCUAUUUAUUUCGGGGGGUUCUGCUCAGAGAAGCUGGUUAUUUUGUGAUGAAGGUUGACUUGUCACCAAUGCGUUGAGACAUGGACAAUGAACGUUAUUACUAUAUCUGUAGUAAUUAUUUCUCCUUUUACUGCAAUUGGUUCUCCCCAGCCUCUAGCAACAUAUAACGUAAUGCCUUGUGUAUUCCUGUUAGAUCUACAAUGAAAUGAUCCGAGAUCUGCUAAAUCCAUCGCUGGGAUUCCUGGACCUUCGGGAAGAUUCCAAGGGAAUAAUACAAGUAGCCGGCAUCACCGAGGUGUCAACAAUCAAUGCAAAAGAGGUGAAUUGUGAUGAUAAAAAUGAUCUCCUAUUUACUAUUAGAAGAGAGAAUUGAUACACUCUAAAUGUAUCAUUGUUUACCCGACAACUGAUAAAUAAUAUUAAAACUAUUCAAUAAUUCCAUUAAGUACAAAGAAAUGUGUUGAUUUUAUUGAUUUAUAUCGUUAAACUCCUUCAACUAGCUCCCAAAGCGCUCAGACAAUAUGCGGUUAUCAGUAUGUCUAACCCGCACAUGGCUGCCUGGAUGUUACAUGCGUUUUAUCUCUAUGGGGCAAAAUAUUAUAAUAAUCGUGUAAAUUGGUGAUUAGCUGCUCUCUAUUAUUACCACAAAAGUUUUAAAGAUUUUUUUACAAACUCCCAGUGAAUUUUUCACUGAUAAACGGUGAAUAUUUUUUCGUUUCUUAGAAAAAUAUUCCAAGGUGCUUUGGUGGACCCCCAAUAAGACAAUAAGACUUAGAGCGUCUCUCUGCCUUUACCCUCAGAUCAUGCAGCUGCUAAUGAAAGGGAACAAGCAAAGGACGCAGGAGCCCACCGCAGCCAAUAAGACCUCCUCACGGUCGCACGCCAUCUUACAGGUCACCGUUAGACAGAAGAGCCGUGUGAAGAACAUUACACAGGAAGUCCGUGUUGGACGGCUCUUUAUGAUAGACUUGGCUGGAUCUGAAAGGGCCUCUCAGGUACAUGUAGGACUGAUAACUUGAGGGUGCAUUGGGCUGUCCUCCUUACAUAGAUCUCUAUAGGUUAUGUAGGAUCCUGGUCAUGACAAGCAUCCAAUAAGCCAACUGGGACAAAAAACUUGAUCAAGAUCCAGGGGUAUUUACUUCGUGACAAGAUAGGCCGUGUUCAUUCAGUAACACCCUGUUAUACAGCUCUGACGUUGACAUUAUUCAGCCAUUCCAGAUACUCAGUCGUACCCAGUCAUGGAUGGGGAGAGUGGGGCACCAGGGCAAAUGCUCCCCCUGAGUGGCCAGAGGAAUUUAUGUCUGGCUUGUAGCAGGGGCUAAUGAGGUGUCAUCUUUACUAGGGUCCCAAAUGCCUCCACUCAAUAAGCUUGCUACAUACAUGGGAAAGGGACAUUUAAUAGAUUAGUAAGGCAGGCGUGAGGGCAUCAAUGGACGUGUCAUUUAGAAAUGAUGCAUAUUUGUAAGUUUGUGUAUCUAUUUUUGUGUGGAUGUAUGUGCCCACCCUUUAGAAUCUGUAAUAUAAUCUUGUAGUGUUCCUCCCAAAUUUGGGCACUGGAUCCCCCCCCCCACCACCACCCCGGUCAUGCCAACCCCACACUCCUCAGAGCAUGGCAUGGCCACUGACUAUAACCACAGAGUGUGUUCAUGCUGCGCCAGCCCAGAGCACCAGGAGGAGACUGCUCUGUGUUUGUUCCAACCAAGGCCCUCGCUCUGAACCUGCUGUUUUAUUUGAAACCUGAUGCAAAGUUAAAGACAAGGGGUCUGGCUGGCAAGCUUCGAUACUAUGCAAUGAAAGUACUGAUGGUGUACUGGUGGGGUGAUAGUGCCAUCUAGUGGGAUGUGAGUUUAACAAAGUCCUUGGUUGCUUAUUACAACACACACUGUUUUAUCGUUUUAUCUGUGUCUGAAAUAUCCUAAAUCUGACUUUCUACACUCUUGAAAUUAAAAAAGAUAAAUAAUUAAAAAUUACAGUAGUCAUAAAACCCUAGACAAAUUCAUUAUUCCAGAGAAAGGUGACCAUUGUGUGCACUAAAAGGGCCCCUUUAGUUCAGAUUUGGACUAGUUCCGAGGUGACUGCGAUUUUUGUUCAGCGAAUGUGAUUUCACUUUUAAUGCCUCUUCUCCUCUGAUAAUUCUUGCAGACUCAGAAUCGGGGUCAGCGGAUGAAGGAAGGGGCCCACAUUAACCGCUCUCUGCUGGCCCUCGGUAACUGCAUCAACGCUCUGAGUGAACGAGGGGGUAACAAAUAUGUCAACUAUCGAGACAGCAAACUGACCAGACUGUUAAAGGUACCAUUAAAAAUCGUAGCUUUACCCAUUGCCAUACUGAUGGCGGGCACAAACCGUCACUAUUCCAGCGCACAUUCACUUCUGCAUUAGCUGUCCAAAGCUGGGGGCUGGUUAGCCAACCAAUGUUGGACAGACAACUGGAGAAUUCCACAUCACAUUAGCCGAACCUCAGCAGAGGGGCUGUGAUGUAUGAACUAACAAAGCCCGACAGCUCAAAAACUGUUUGAUACAGAGAUGGGACCGACACCCAAACACUGCACCAUAACCACUACAAUGAGCCACAGUGGUUAUGGUCCUUUUUUCACAUGACAUUUAUUUGUGACUUGCUAUUUUAAUUAAUUAUUAAACGAUAGAUCUUACAUUUUAAAAUUUAAUGAAUCAUUUUUUUGUUUCAAUGUUAAAAUCACUGCAAGCCGUCUUGGGGUUCUACCCAACAUCCAUUCUAGCUGUUAUUGAAAUUUGUGGCCUCUCUGUUAUUAACGGAUUUCCUUAUAACCCAGAAUCUAUUCCCAAAAGAAUCUCAGGAACUGACUUGGAAAUUUCACGUCUUGAAAUAUUGCUCAGUGAAAAGACAGGUGGUAGAUAAAAAUAAUAAAAUAUCAUUAAAAAUGGCAAAGUGUCUCUCUCCUCCCCCCAUUCCUGAAUAAUCACUGCGCAUGUCAAGCAGUCAGGUUGGGGCAGGGCUUAAUAAGCAACUUUCAUAUUGCAGGUUACAACAAGCCCAUAACUAUGUAGACAUGGGGGAAUCUUCAUAUAUAAAAAUAAAAUACCUGUAAAAUAACUAAUUUAACAUUUAGUUACCAUCGCUCUCUACGUAACAAUGAGAAAUGAUUGGCUGAAAUAUCUGAGCCCGUUCCAUUCUCUCCAAUCCUACAGUGUGAAUAUAUCCAGCUGGACACAUCGGAGUUUCUUUAUUUAAAUUUAAAAAAAAAUGUAAACUUUUUUAAAACAAUUAUUUUAAAACUUGCACCUGGAUUUAUUUUCUAGAUUUUUAUAUUUAUUGUCUGUUGACAUAAAACAAAAAAUGAGAACCCAAACUGUUUUUUCUUAGAAAUGGAUGAAGUUCGAUGUGUCUAUAACCUCAGAGUUGGUUAUUAUCUUCUUAUUAUGCUGAUGUUUCACUGUCUUCACACUCAGCUGUUCUGCUUCCAUUCUCAGGACUCAUUGGGCGGUAAUAGUCGAACAGUAAUGAUUGCUCACAUCAGUCCAGCCAGCAGUGCCUUCGAGGAGUCUCGGAACACACUCUCCUACGCCGAUCGUGCCAAAAACAUCAAGACACGGGUAUAUAUAUGAACCCACUCCGGCCUGCAACGCAACCAGUGUAUACACCAAGAACGCAAUAACACAACCAGUGCACACACCAAGAACGCAAUAACACAACCAGUGUAUACACUAAGAACGCAAUAACACAACCAGUGUAUACACUAAGAACGCAAUAACACAACCAGUGUAUACACUAAGAACGCAGUAACACAACCAGUGCACACACUAAGAACGCAAUAACACAACCAGUGUAUACACUAAGAACGCAGUAACACAACCAGUGCACACACUAAGAACGCAAUAACACAACCAGUGUAUACACUAAGAACACAGUAACACAACCAGUGUAUACACUAAGAACGCAAUAACACAACCAGUGUAUACACUAAGAACGCAAUAACACAACCAGUGUAUACACUAAGAACACAGUAACACAACCAGUGCACACACUAAGAACGCAAUAACACAACCAGUGUAUACACUAAGAACGCAAUAACACAACCAGUGUAUACACUAAGAACGCAAUAACACAACCAGUGUAUACACUAAGAACGCAAUAACACAACCAGUGUAUACACUAAGAACGCAAUAACACAACCAGUGUAUACACUAAGAACACAAUAACACAACCAGUGUAUACACUAAGAACGCAAUAACACAACCAGUGUAUACACUAAGAACACAGUAACACAACCAGUGUAUACACUAAGAACACAAUAACACAACCAGUGUAUACACUAAGAACGCAAUAACACAACCAGUGUAUACACUAAGAACGCAGUAACACAACCAGUGUAUACACUAAGAACACAAUAACACAACCAGUGUAUACACUAAGAACGCAAUAACACAACCAGUGUAUACACUAAGAACACAGUAACACAACCAGUGUACACACUACACUAAGCAACACACUAAGAACACAAUAACACAACCAGUGUAUACACUAAGAACACAAUAACACAACCAGUGUAUACACUAAGAACGCAGUAACACAACCAGUGUAUACACUAAGAACACAAUAACACAACCAGUGUAUACACUAAGAACACAAUAACACAACCAGUGUAUACACUAAGAACACAGUAACACAACCAGUGUAUACACUAAGAACGCAAUAACACAACCAGUGUAUACACUAAGAACGCAGUAACACAACCAGUGCACACACUAAAGAACGCAAUAACACAACCAGUGCACACACUAAGAACGCAAUAACACAACCAGUGUAUACACUAAGAACGCAAUAACACAACCAGUGUAUACACUAAGAACGCAAUAACACAACCAGUGUAUACACUAAGAACGCAGUAACACAACCAGUGUAUACACUAAGAACGCAGUAACACAACCAGUGUAUACACUAAGAACACAAUAACACAACCAGUGUAUACACUAAGAACACAAUAACACAACCAGUGUAUACACUAAGAACACAGUAACACAACCAGUGUAUACACUAAGAACGCAGUAACACAACCAGUGUAUACACUAAGAACACAGUAACACAACCAGUGUAUACACUAAGAACACAAUAACACAACCAGUGUAUACACUAAGAACGCAAUAACACAACCAGUGUAUACACUAAGAACACAGUAACACAACCAGUGUAUACACUAAGAACACAAUAACACAACCAGUGUACACUAAGAACACAGUAACACAACCAGUGUAUACACUAAGAACGCAAUAACACAACCAGUGUAUACACUAAGAACGCAAUAACACAACCAGUGUAUACACUAAGAACGCAAUAACACAACCAGUGUAUACACUAAGAACGCAAUAACACAACCAGUGUAUACACUAAGAACGCAAUAACACAACCAGUGUAUACACUAAGAACGCAAUAACACAACCAGUGUAUACACUAAGAACGCAAUAACACAACCAGUGUAUACACUAAGAACGCAAUAACACAACCAGUGUAUACACUAAGAACGCAGUAACACAACCAGUGUAUACACUAAGAACGCAAUAACACAACCAGUGUAUACACUAAGAACACAGUAACACAACCAGUGUAUACACUAAGAAAGCAAUAACACAACCAGUGUAUACACUAAGAACACAGUAACACAACCAAAGUGUAUACACUAAGAACGCAAUAACACAACCAGUGUAUACACUAAGAACGCAAUAACACAACCAGUGCACACACUAAGAACGCAAUAACACAACCAGUGUAUACACUAAGAACGCAGUAACACAACCAGUGUAUACACUAAGAACGCAGUAACACAACCAGUGUAUACACUAAGAACGCAAUAACACAACCAGUGUAUACACUAAGAACACAAUAACACAACCAGUGUAUACACUAAGAAAACAAUAACACAACCAGUGUAUACACUAAGAACACAAUAACACAACCAGUGUAUACACUAAGAACACAAUAACACAACCAGUGUAUACACUAAGAACGCAAUAACACAACCAGUGUACACUAAGAACGCAAUAACACAACCAGUGUAUACACUAAGAACACAGUAACACAACCAGUGUAUACACUAAGAACACAAUAACACAACCAGUGUAUACACUAAGAACGCAAAAACACAACCAGUGUAUACACUAAGAACGCAAAAACACAACCAGUGUAUACACUAAGAACACAAUAACACAACCAGUGUAUACACUAAGAACGCAAUAACACAACCAGUGUAUACACUAAGAACACAGUAACACAACCAGUGUAUACACUAAGAACGCAAUAACACAACCAGUGUAUACACUAAGAACACAAUAACACAACCAGUGUAUACACUAAGAACGCAGUAACACAACCAAUGGAUACACUAAGGACAUAAUAAUACAAACAAUAUAUAUGCUAAGGACACAACUAUAAUGACCUCAUUGUUAAAAUUGCUUGCAAGCAACUGGCAGGUAAUGAGCUACACUUACAUAAACACAAAGUGUCCCAGUCUUCUAAUGCUCCAGCAGUCGGCAUGUAAUGAGAACCAUGCCGGUGGCAAUCUUGUAGAUUAUGGACAAUAGAAUAGACCAUUACAUUUGAGGGGAUCUGUGCCACUAACCCACCUCCACAAAGUUUUACGAAGGGUGAAUCCCUCCAGUGUCCUAUGUCCAUGAACACCCUCAAACAAGUGCCGAACACAAUUAGUAUACACAUGACAUGGCUCAGUACAUCAUGAUACCUUCUGUAUAUUUAAUAUGAAUCUGUAAAGCUAUCUCCUGAAACAUUGUGCCACCAUGUUUAGAGCCAGAGUGUGAGCAGAAUGCAAGCUAUAUACCUGCAGCAGGACACAACCAAUGCGUUUAUUCCAUUACAAACAGGAGCAAAUUAGUCAAUGUUUCAGACCUCCCCAGGUCCUUUCUAAAAUGUAUGUAUCUUGUCCCAAACAUGCACUGCCAGCAUAAUGUGUAUAUUUAACGUCUCUGUGCAGACAUGGUUACCCUCUGUUUGGGAGGCUUUGCAUGUAGUGUUUCAUGGAAUGUCUUAAUGUAAACGUAUGUUACUGUCAACCUCCACCUCUCACAUUAAUGUGACUUUCUAGGUCAAGAGGAACCUUCUCAACGUCUCUUACCACAUCGCCCAGUACACGAGCAUCAUAGCUGACCUGCGGAAUGAGAUCCACAGGCUCAAGGAGAAGAUUGAUGAGCAAGGCUUAAUGCAGAUGAGGACCGAGAAGAGUGACAUUCGCAACAUCCAAGGUAACCCUGACCUGUCAGGAAUAUAUAUUGUAAAUCUGUUCUAAGUUCCCGAGUCCUGCUUAAUUAGUUGUAGGUUUUAUAAACUCGAUCUUUUGAAUACUCCUAUUACAUUCUAUUGAUGGAUACUGUGGUUAGAAUGUGCUAAUGAAAUAGCUCAUUUGGUUAACAUCAAAUAUAUAACGUGAUAUUGGCAGGGCCAACUCAACCUUCCAUCCUUCUUAGGUGGAAGAAACUAGCACUAUCGAGCUGGGUAAUAGCAGCAGCAUCUAUUAUUCCACUGCUUCGAUUGUUAGAGUCCUAAGCUCCAGUUGGAGACCAACGUUCUGUAUGAGAAGAAGAUUAUCAUUAACAUUUGUUUAUCUGUAAAUGAGUGGUGGGUGAGUAAGGAAGAGUCUCUGAUGUAUGUAUGCACAGGGGAUCUAUAUUAUUUUAUGUUCUAGGAGUAUAUUUAUAGCGUUGUGGAGAUUUGAUUCCAUUGUACACAUGUAAGGGUGGCUGGACUAUAUCGGGAGGGGGCGGACUCAAUCCAUCACUGUCAGGAACAAAUGUCCUACACUUUAUUGCUUUUUUCCCCAGUCACAACCUCGAUUUCACUCUCAACAAUGUUCUCUAUCUGCUCCAGUUACUGUAGUAAAUCCCCAUCUCGUAUCCAAUCAAUCCGUUCUCUUUGUAUUUUUUUGAAGACUCCUGAAAACCCUCCUAUUGACAAAUGCUUUCCUCAUUGUUUUUCUCUUCAGUCCCACUAAGCUUUUAUUUAACUUUAUUUUAUUACCAGUGUACUCAUCGUGAGGACAUCUUAUUGAGAAUAUUAACAUCUCCUGCUUUCAGCUUACUCUGUUGUUAAUUUGCAAAUAUUUACAUUUUACACGUUUUGUGGCCAUACGUGGUGGUAACCUGACUUUUUUUGAUUUUUUUUUAAACUUCCAUUCCUAUUUCUGUCUUAAAAGUGCAUGAUCUUACUAACACCCCUGUAUUUGUUUGACCAUCCAGCUGAGGUCCAGCUCCACACCUUACCUUAUGACAGAUAUGAGAUGGAUCAGCUGAGGGAGCAACUUAUUAGAGCAUUCCGGGAGCAAAUGGAUAUCCGGAGACAGCUAAUGGAGUUAGAGAGUAAUCACAUGGAAAUUCAGAUGGAAACGUCACGUCACUUCCUCAUUAUUGCCGAGUAGGUGGAGUGAUUGAUAACCCAACAUCUACUCCUUCUGAAGGCCGACCUAGAUCUUCACUUAUUGACAUACACUCUGAUUCCAGCUUGUUUGUUUAGACACGGUUACAUGUUGAACCUAUAUGGCAAUGGGUCUGAUGCAGUUACGGAUAUACACUCCAUGUGGUGGGGACCCACCGAAGGGCAGGCUAUUUCAGCUGCUGCCCAUUCUUGCGCCCUGUUUUUUGCUCUCCACAUGUUUAAAGGGUAAUCCAGACGUGGACCCCUUGCUCACGGUGCCUAGGGAGAUAUCAGCUAUGCCUCACUGAUGAUUCCUAACAAGGCUGAAACGAUCGUCUGGGGUUGCUGUGUCUCUCGUGCAGAGGGACUUGCUGGCAUUUCAGAUCUGGACUGCCCAUAUGGGUGGGACCAGUCUGAAAUGUUUCAAAGAUGUUCUCUCUGUAAUGGGACAAGAUGAGCUAAAACCAGCUUGAGAACUGAGCGGGGACCCAUCGAAAGGGCAGGCUAUUUCAGCUGCUGCCCGUUCUCAGUAUUCUCUUGCGCCCUUUUUUCUGCUCUACACUCCAAGUGUGCUCAGUAUUGCUAUAUAUUAGUCUUGGGGUCAGAACGUCUACAGCAAACCCACAAUGAGCAAUAUAGAGAACCCUGCUCACUAUAAACAAUUACAAUUAUGUAUAUACCACUAACAUAUUUCACAGCACCGUACAAUAGGUCAUCAAGGCAAACAGUUCUAAAACAUUUUUGACAUACAGGAACAGUGGGUGAAGAGCGCCUUGUUCAAACAAGCUUACAAUCUAAAAGGAUGAGGGACAAAUAUGGAGUUAAUGAGGGAUUUAAAUCACCCAGAUAUACAGGAGGGUAAGUGUAACAGAGCUCCAGUACUCCAACCGACCUCUUAGUUAUCAGGGACCUUGGAGCACUUCAUAUUCACUCACCGUGGCUUGUCUGGGAUCACUGAGGGCCUUUUCCACCCUGGACCAGGCUAAUGUGAUUGCAGCCCUGGACACCUUUCCAUCAGCAGAUUUUAUCCCUUUCCCCAAAUGCCAGACGAAACAUGGUUCUGGGAGUCAACUGACUUUACUAGACAUAGCACACAUAUUUUAAGCCCCCAACAGCCUCAUUUACAUACAAUAGGGCGCAUAGAGCACUAUAGUACAAGGAAGGCUGGGGUCAGACAAUAGCAAGGGCUGAUGGGAGAUUGAGGACUGACAAAGUAGCUAAUUUAAACUCAUCUUGUCCCUGGGACAACGCCCUGCUGGGGAAACAAUAGGACAGGAAAAAGGGGGAGGGGGAGAGGCACAGACUAGCAGUAAAUUCAACAUACCCGGCACCAAUAUUGGGCACAGGGUGACCAAAACACAAGAGGAAUCUGGGGACCCACGAACGGGGUGUGUACGGACAGCCGAACAAAAUGAAAUAAAAGUGUAGCUAGAGCAUCCAUUCCACUACAGUAAGUGUUUGGGAGGAGGGAGGACAGUAGGUUGUAAGGGGUGAGAAGUUAAGGGGCAAGUUGAUGGACUUCAAUAAAGAAGUGUAUUACAAGGGUGCAGCCCUGGAGAUAUCCUGCAGACGAGAGUCUAAAAGUUCUGAAAUAAAACCAUAACAAAAUGCACUUAAUAUACUACACUACAUAUGUUUUAUUGUUCUUGUUAUAGCAUGUGAUUGGAUUGGUAAUGUCUGUGUGUUAUUAUAUGUACCGGUCUGUGAAUAUACUCCUGUGUUAUACUUGUAGUUGGGAACAGGAGAAAAAUCGUCGUAUCCGUAAGUGGAGAGAUGAACUCAGGAGAGAAAGCUAUGUAAAGGAGGACAGUGAGAAAGACUCGGACACCGGCGAUGAUCAGUCAGACAUCGUGGAACCUCCAGAGGUGACAUUGGCUCGAGAGAACAUCUAUGCACUGGUGGGAGAUCAGAGCAGACUGCGCCGGCAAAAGGUGAUUAUCAAAGUAUAA